Molecule: messenger RNA, 1044 nt
Organism: Aspergillus sclerotioniger CBS 115572
Lineage: Eukaryota; Fungi; Ascomycota; Eurotiomycetes; Eurotiales; Aspergillaceae
Exons: 2
Source: RefSeq, a predicted model, not a curated record
GGUCUUAUUGUAUGGCCUUUUUUACCUCUAGUUACGAAUCAUCUUGAUACUCUCUUAGAUAUUAUAUUACCUGUCUCACUCCGACAGUUCAUACUCCCAUCUACAAUCCUCAUGGCAGCUGGACUCGCAACAAUGCCCACGGAAUUUAGCAAAUACAUGACAUCCCACCUCUACAUCUUCGUGAUCGGUCCCCGUGGAAAAGAGAUCACCGUGCAUUCGGGCCCACUAGCCAACCUUUCCACCCCGCUCAAUAACCUCAUCAACGGCAAGAUGGUCGAGGCCAACCACCGUCGGGCUGUUUGGUCCGAUGUCAAAGAGGAGACCUUCUUUCGACUGUGUGAAUACGCCUACGUACGGGAUUACACGCCGCCAACCUCUUAUUUGGGGAUAACCCGCCAGGCCAGACCGACGGAAGAUCGACCGGAACCGGUAGGGACUGAGAAACUUGCGAUAGCCACGCCAAAGACGUCGAACAUGGUAAAUGCGAAUGUAACUGAUACUCGGAUGUUUAGUCUGUCAGGGCCAAAUCCAAGGAGACAAAACCCUGUAACCUAUGAUGUCUUCAACGGCCACAGACUGCCAUGCUAUGAGAGAGACAUCCGGACUGCACAUCUCCACAACAUACUCGCAGUUUUUGAGUCAGAACUCAAACCGAAGCUGGAGCGGUCCUCGGCAAUGCCCAAGUACAAUCCGGUGGGGAACCACGAACCAGGGGAGAACUUUUCCCCCGUGUUUCUCGGUCAUACCGAGCUAUAUAUUCUGGCUGACAAGUACGAUAUCACGCCGCUCAAGGACCUGGUUCUAUACAAAUUGGUCCGAACCCUGUCACUGUUUAACGUGUGUCAGAGCAAUGUCGGCAAUGUGACAGAAUGGAUCCGACUCGCAUACCAGAAGACUCUCCCUCAAGACCCUCUGAGGAAAUUAGUUAUCGCCUAUAUUGUGUCGCAUCUGGGGCAGUUUGGUGGGAACGAGGGCUUCAAGGAGCUCCUCGAUGAGGGCGGUGAUUUUGUUAUAGACUUUUGGGACAAGAUCUGGAAUAAUUGA